ACGCCUACAUGGAGGCUCAGCCUGUUUCUUAGGAGACCAGGCAGCAAACAGGAUGGUACUUUAAUAAGUCGGAAGGGAUGAUUUCCGCUUCCGGUGACCUAAGGGCACGCGGAAUGUAAACACUGAGUCGCGGGUUAUCAGGUAAUUGGGGGUAUAUCGUCUGCGGUGGAAGCCGGAGGCAGAGCAAGGAAAGCAGGCCAGUGGGUGUUGUGGCGAGAAAAGCACGGAACUUGAGAAAUCUGAGAGCCGGGCCUGAGAAUGGCGUCCUUUGGGUGGAAAAGGAAAAUUGGUGAGAAGGUCUCCAGGGCCACUUCUCAACAGUUUGAAGCCGAAGCUGCUGAUGAGAAGGAUGUGGUUGAGAACGAUGAUGGGAACUGGCUUCAUGCCAUUAAACGAAGGAAAGAGAUUCUUCUCCAAGGCUGUGCUGAGAAAAGCAAACAGUUAAAGGAUGAAGGAGCCACUUUGGCUGAAAAUAAAAGAUAUCAGGAGGCAAUUCAGAAGUGGGAUGAAGCACUGCAGUUAACGCCGAAUGAUGCCACCCUCUAUGAGAUGAAAUCACAGGUCCUGAUGUCUCUUCAUGAAAUGUUCCCAGCAGUACAUGCAGCUGAAAUGGCUGUCCAGCAAAACCCCCACUCGUGGGAGUCUUGGCAAACCUUGGGACGUGCGCAGCUUGGAUUAGGAGAGAUAGUCCUGGCAAUUCGAAGUUUCCAGGUAGCCCUUCACAUCUAUCCAAUGAAUCCUGAAAUAUGGGAAGAAGACCUUUCUUGGGCAAGAACACUACAGGAGCAACAGAAGGUAGCACAGAAGAUGGAAAAAAGUGAAACUCCAUCCGGGGAAACGCACAUUUCACCAAAGUCGAUUCCUGACUAUGACUUUGAAAGCGAUGAGAUUGUUGCUGUUUGUGCAGCCAUUGCUGAAAAACAGAAGACGGUUUCAGCUAAUAAAACAAUGGUUAUUGUGUCAGCUUCUGGGACUGUAGAGACUGUAACUGAGGAAGAAGAGCGUGCCACCCCACCAGACGGCUCUGUGUUUAUCAAAGCCCGAUGAAGCUGUUUGCAUAGUGGAGUUGUCUGUCUUUUUGGUUGGUAAUUAAUGUUUAAACAUAGACACAUUUACCCUGAAGAAAGAAAGCAAAACUCCUGUUUGUAAAACACGAUUUUCUGAUGAGACAUAUAAAAUUAAACAGUAGAAUGAUUCUGUUUGAAGUAUGCUUUGAAAAGUUAUGAUUUAUACUUAAGAUUAGAAUUCUUAGUAAGAUUGUUUUGCCUCAUGAACAGUUUAAUUUAGAUACAUGAAUGAAAACAUUUUAAAGAUACAAUUUUGAAAAAUAUGUUCUUCAGUAGUGAACAACUUGAUGGCGACUAAUUUUAAAAUGCUGACAAACUAACUUUUCUGAUGAAGUAUAUGAUUACUUUCCCUCCUCCAAAUCUGCUGCUUGCUUCUGUGCAGUGUUUCAUUUUUGUUGCUCACUAAGCAGCUGUCAGUAAGCUAGGUAAGUCUUCACAAUGAAUUUCUGGCAUUCAUUUCGAUUCAAAGUUAUCAUUUGCAUAUAUGUGGAAUCUUUGAAUGUCUGGUUGAAAAUACGUGUAUUUUGAACAUUUUUUCUCUUUAAUUUUAAUUUGUACUUUGAUUUUGACCUUGAAGUUGUAACAGUGGUAUCUGUCUCUAGUAUUUGUUAGGUGUGUGGACUACUGAUGUCAGAAUGAUGGUUUUAGUUUUAUUCCUUGCUGUGUCCUCACCACAAAUGAGUUAUUUUUAAGAUACAGAAUAUCUUUUAUAAAUAUGUAAUAAUAAAUUGUAAUUCUCCAUUGUCCUAUUCAAAAGCAGUAUUUUUUUUUUUUUACUUUUAAGUGUUUAAAGAUCCUGAAGUUACUUAUUUCUUGCUUAUAACUUUCUAGCCAAUGAUUUACAAUUACUUUUUCAGAUAAGUUUUUUGGAACUACUUAGUUACAAUUUUAAAUAGCUAAAUUAUAUUUUAAAAAUUAUUAUUACAAUGCCACUGAGUGAAAUAUACUAUGUAAAUGAAACACACAUAGAAACUGGAAUGUGAUUUGUAAUAUAAUCUCAUGACUGUGCACAGUCACCUUUAUACAUACUACCACUGCUAAGGUGAAUUAUUAUUUUUAUAUUAUAUAUUGUAGUACAAUUAUUUGGGACUGUUGAGCACUAUUAUUUCUGACAGUCAAGAAGAUGGUAUUGGUGUAAAAUUAAUUUUAUGUGUUAGAAAUGAAAGCUACUUUGUGUUAAGAAAUCUUACCUAUCACUGCUGGAGCAUGUAAAUUAAUGGGUUACUUUUGUGAUGAUAAUUUUUUAACAUUUUGUUUUGCUAGAAUGCUUAUACCCCCCACACGAGAAAAUCAGCACUUGCCUUAAAAAGUAUUAUAUUUUCCCCCUAAGUUGUAUCAUCAGAAAGUUAGCCCUGGCUAGACAGGUCAGUUUUAGAGUGAUAAAAAUGCUAUUUUGUUUUAUGAGGAAUACACUCAAAGGGUGGGGGAGGUAUCUAGAGAAUCUCUACUAUGUUGAGGUUUUUGUUUGUUUUGUUUUGUUUUUUGAGACAGGGUUCACUUUGUAGCCCAGGCUGGCCUCAUAGUCACUGUGAUCCUCCUGUCUCCGCCUCCUGGGUACUGGGCAGUAUUUUUUGUAAUGGAUUUUUGUGUAUUGUGUAAUUUGUGAAUAAAUAAGCGUUUUCCCUCCA
Messenger RNA from Cavia porcellus (domestic guinea pig), 2695 nucleotides. It is a transcript of the gene Ttc33, whose product is annotated as tetratricopeptide repeat domain 33. Gene Ontology annotation, molecular function: protein binding. Lineage: Eukaryota; Metazoa; Chordata; Mammalia; Rodentia; Caviidae. The record is from RefSeq and is a predicted model, not a curated record. The coding region runs from base 259 to 1047 and encodes 262 amino acids. The transcript is spliced from 5 exons.